CGGCGUCGGCGGCGCGCCUCUCGCGCGCGUUCACGCAUGGCGCACGCGGCUGGCGCGCAACGAGCGAUCGUCGGGCGCGCGCGCGACGCGAGCGGUCGCCGAUUGACGUCGCGCGCGCGAACGAUCGCCCGACGCGACGGCGUUGGACGUGCGAACGCCAUGCGCGUGCGCGCGAGCGCGAACGACGCGAUGCGGGUCAAGAAGCUUCAAAAUGGGUCGGACAUUCGCGGCGUCGCGCUCGACGGCGUCGAGGGGGAGGCGAUCACGCUGGACGCGGCGACGGCGAGCGCGAUUGGACGCGCGUUCGCGGAUUGGUUGAGAGCGAGAAAUCCAAACGCGAAGGACAUCUCCGUGGGCGUCGGGCGCGAUCCGCGAUUGAGCGGGGAAACGCUCAGGGAUGGGAUGUUCGCCGGCAUGGUCGAGGGGGGCGCGAGGGUGAUUGAUAUGGGACUGGCGACGACGCCGGCGUGCUUCAUGGCGUGCGUGACUGAGGGCGCCAAGUACGACGGGAGCGUGAUGCUUACGGCGUCGCACUUGCCGUUUAAUCGAAACGGGAUGAAAUUCUUCACGAGUGAGGGUGGUCUGGAUAAACCGGAUAUUACGGAUAUCUGCGCGCGCGCGGCGGCGUACGUCGAGGCGGGCGUCGGGAGCGUGACGGCGCCGAGCGGCGUCGUCUCGGCACCGUUUUUACCGACCUACGCCGCGCAAUUGUGCGAUAUCAUUCGAAAAGGUGUGAACUUCACGGAUAAUUACGACAAACCUUUGACUGGGAUGAAGAUUGUCGUCGAUGCCGGGAACGGGAGCGGCGGUUUCUUUGCGGAUAUGGUUCUCGAAGCGCUCGGUGCCGACACCUCGGGCUCGCAGUUUCUCGAUCCGAAUGGCAACUUUCCGAAUCACAGUCCCAAUCCGGAAGACAAGGAGGCCAUGGCGGCGGGUGUACAGUGCGUGUUGAACGCAAAAGCGGAUCUCGGGAUCGUGUUCGACACGGACGUCGAUCGAAGCGCCGUCAUCGAUUCGAGCGGCAAAGAAAUCAACCGCAACAAACUCAUCGCGCUCCUGUCUGAAAUCGUGCUCAAAGAGAGCCCAGGCGCGACGAUCGUCACAGACAGCGUCACGAGCGAUGGCCUUCACAAAUUUAUCACCGCCAAGGGUGGGAAACACGUUCGAUUCAUGCGUGGAUACAAAAAUGUCAUCAACAAAGGGAAGGAGCUCAACGCAUCGGGCGUCGUGACGCCGUUGAUGAUUGAAACGAGUGGGCACGGUGCGAUGAAGGAAAACUACGACUUGGACGAUGGUGCAUACUUGGCUGUGAAAAUUAUCAUCGAAGCCGUACGCAGACGUCUGGCGAACGAGCCGUCGAUAGGCCAAGUCCUCGAGACGCUCGAGGAGCCGCUUGAAGAAGCCGAAGUGAGACUUAAGAUUGCCGAUCCCGAUUUUAAAGCGUACGGUUUGAACGUCAUCGAAAACCUUCUCGCAGCCGUAAAUGAUCCUGCUCACUCUUUAUUCGGCAAGUGUAAGCCGGCGCCGGACAACUACGAAGGCUUGCGAGUUUGCGUAGACGAGGGCGAUGGCAGGCAAGGGUGGUUUCUCCUUCGCUGCUCGCUUCACGACCCAGUCAUGGUGCUCAACUUCGAGUCACAAACGCAAUGCGGCGUACAAACCAUGGCGGAGGAGUUUGGGACUUGGAUUCUAGACGAGAACUACGAUAAGCUCGACGGGUCCGCCGUGUACGCACUCUACGACACGAAGGACUGUCCAAUGUAA
Molecule: messenger RNA, 1764 nt
Organism: Ostreococcus lucimarinus CCE9901
Lineage: Eukaryota; Viridiplantae; Chlorophyta; Mamiellophyceae; Mamiellales; Bathycoccaceae
Exons: 1
Coding region: 190-1764 (524 amino acids)
Biological process (GO): carbohydrate metabolic process
Molecular function (GO): phosphomannomutase activity
Source: RefSeq, a predicted model, not a curated record